Molecule: messenger RNA, 3037 nt
Organism: Crotalus tigris (Tiger rattlesnake)
Lineage: Eukaryota; Metazoa; Chordata; Lepidosauria; Squamata; Viperidae
Gene: ADCK1
Product: aarF domain containing kinase 1
Exons: 11
Coding region: 1327-2895 (522 amino acids)
Biological process (GO): mitochondrion organization; lipid homeostasis
Cellular component (GO): mitochondrial inner membrane
Source: RefSeq, a predicted model, not a curated record
GCGGAGUGGAGGGGUCGAUCUGACUUUUACUGGAGGUGGCCGGAGGGAUGGAUAAGGGGGCAGAAGAAGGAGGGGCGAGCGCCUUUGAAAUGAUUCCUGAGGAUAUCGAAACCUUCGUGGAAUUUAGAACGUUGAAUAAGAACAGAGGAUUCUAAUGAAUUGGAUUGGAAUACACUCCUUACGCCAGUUUCCCCUUCCCAGUUAUUAAUGUGAUUCGAUAAUUCGCUUCCGCCCUUUCUAAUGUAGUACGAAAUUCUAACUGCAGACCGAUGCAUGAAAUCUACUGUUUCAGUAAUCUGCCAGGGUUGAUUUUUUCCACCGCCGGAUCGGUGUAAUCUGCCUUCCGUUCCCAAAAUACAGUCGGUCACUUCUCAUUUCUAUAAAACUCAGUAAUUUACUGGACUCAACCCCAAAGAAAAUCCACUUGAAUAUUUCGUAUUAUAGAUUUUCUCAGUCGACUUCUUUCCGAUUCUUAGUUCAUAAGCGGCUAGCGUUAGAAGUGUUUUCACGUGUAAUGAGUGACUAAUGCGAUCCAGGAUAUUUAAUAGUUUUAAGAUGAACAUUUAUUAUGACAUAAACCUUAAUGGACAAGGAACCUCGGUACAAUAUUUCUUUAUGUUGUGCUUAAAAGCUAAAUGUGAAAGGAAAAUAUCAAUUACAUUAGAAUAUACUAAAUAUGAUUCAGGGAACUGAACAUAAAGAUUCCUCUUGAAGAUACUGUCAUGCUUGGAAUAAAACCUAUUCAAUGAUUUUAUUGACUAAUUUUAAAGAAAAGUGGUUUUGUGCUAAAUGCUGAGACCAGCUCAGUAAAUGCUAUGGAAAAGUAACCAUGGAUGUGUGUGUGUGAAUAUUGAGUUAGGAAUUUAGUGAUAUUAAACUUUAAAAAUUUACAACAUAAUAGUACUGCAAUAUUAUCAAGAAUUUACUUUUAACUGUAAAUUAUUUAUUGCUUUAUCAUUUUAAUGUUUACUGAUUUUUAAUGUUUGUAAGCUGCUGAGUCAGCUCUAGUUGAGACAGUUGGUACACAAGUCUAAUAAAUAAAUAGAAAUAAAUAAACAAUUCUGUAUUAUAUAUCUCCUCAGGUAUCAACUGCAUGAAAGUCAGUGGAGCAUACUUUCCCUUCCCCCAUUCUUCUAUCUUUUAUCAUGGAGCUCAAUCAUGCCGAAUUCAGUUGGACUUACUCUUGAAUAGACAGUUAUCGAUGGCUGUCAUUGCAAGAAAAGCUUUUGUAGCCUAAUACUUUUCAUAAUACUUCAGUGUUCAUAUUCUUUGAUACUUUUAGAGGCAGACUUGAAGAACAGAAUUUUUGCUGAUAAAUUUGCCACCAUGGCCAGAAGAGCUUUAAAACUAGUGUCACUUGUCAGUGGAGCAGGGGCCAUUGCUGGUUUAUACAUGCACAGCAACAAGCAUCUGGAUCCCAAUGAUUUUGGAGUUGUUCGAGUAGGCAGAGCUGUUGCCACAACAGCAGUGAUUACCUUUGACUACAUCACUUCUCUUCGAAAUUUUCCACGAGGGACAGAAGAGUAUGACUAUGUCAAAUCACAGGUGCAUCUGCGUUCUGCAGAACGUCUCCGAGAUUUAUGCUGUGCCAACCGAGGCACCUUCAUCAAAGUAGGACAGCAUCUGGGGGCUCUUGAUUACCUCUUGCCUGAGGAAUACACCCGCACCCUCAAGAUUUUGCACAGCCAAGCUCCUCAGAGCAGCAGGCAGGAAAUCGAGCAAGUGAUCCAGGAGGACCUAGGCAAAGGGAUCAAUGAAUUGUUUGCCAGUUUUGAAGAUGUUCCACUGGGGGCAGCAUCUUUGGCCCAAGUCCACAAGGCCGUACUACAAGAUGGGAGGACAGUUGCUGUGAAGGUUCAACAUCCUAAGGUCCAAGCACAGAGUUCUAAGGAUAUUCUACUGAUGGAGAUCCUUGUCUUGGUUGUGAAGCAAAUCUUCCCAGACUUUGAGUUUAUGUGGUUAGUGGACGAAGCUAAGAAGAACUUGCCUCUUGAACUUGAUUUCCUUAAUGAGGGAAAGAAUGCUGAGAAGGUAGCCUACAUGCUCAGAUGCUUUGACUUCCUAAAGGUUCCAAAAAUUUAUUGGGAGCUUUCAACAAGACGUGUUCUUUUCAUGGAGUUCAUGGAAGGUGGACAAGUGAAUGACAAGGACUACAUGGACAGAAACUGCAUCAAUGUCAGUGAGAUCUCUCGCAACUUGGGAAAAAUAUACAGUGAAAUGAUCUUUGUGAAUGGUUUUGUGCACUGUGACCCACAUCCUGGCAAUGUCUUGGUGAGGAAGUGUCCAACUACAGGCAAGUCACACAUUAUACUUCUGGACCAUGGACUCUAUCAGGUCCUGACUGACAGCUUCCGCUUGGAUUACUGCCGACUUUGGCAAGCCCUGAUCAAGGCAGACGUGAAGCAGAUAAAACAAUACAGCCAGCGCCUGGGAGCAGGUGACCUGUACCCCCUGUUUGCUUGCAUGCUUACAGCACGUUCCUGGGAAUCUGUCAACAGAGGCAUUGAUCGUUUGCCCGUCACAAGUAAAGAGGAUGUAGAAAUCCGGACCAAUGCUGCUACUUACUUACCUCAAAUCACUAAGCUUCUCAGCAAUGUUCCUCGUCAGAUGCUGCUGCUGCUGAAGACCAACGAUUUGCUAAGGGGGAUUGAAUCCUCCCUGCAGACACGGGCUAAUGCCAGCUCCUUCCUCAACAUGUCUCGCUGCUGCAUACGAGCUGUUGCUGUGUAUCAAAGGAGCAAGAGUAACUCGCUGUUCAGAAAGGCCCAGAUAUCCCUUUCAGAGGCCUUGAGCUUGUGGCAGAUCAACCUGCACGAACUGUUUCUAUGGCUGAAAGUGUCCCAACUGGGAAAGUGGGUCAUUGCUUUCUUGAAGUGGAUGCACUAUUCUAAGUAGCUGAAGAAUGUAAAUUGGUGAAGCUGGCCUUGAUUUUGUCUUGCCUUUCUCAGUGGUGGCAUUCACUUCUUAUUUAUUUUUUCUGUAGUGUUUUUGGUGCUUCUUCAUGUAAAAAAAUGACAAUAAAGGUUAUCUUAUCUUA